AUGUCUGUCAACGUUACUAUUCAUAAGCCAGACGAUGCUUCAGCUGAGUUACCUCCUCCUCCUUACUCAAGAGAGCCAAGAACGUCAGAUACAGGCGCUUAUGGUAGCAUAAAUGAAGAACAAGUAAGGCUACUGGGCAAUACACCUCCUAUAUCAAAACAGUCCAAUAAUAACCGUGGCUUCUCUGACGGCCCCCAUGCAUAUCAUACAAACGUUCAGACAGAAGAACCAGUGGAGCGUACCUCAAGUAGAUGUCAUCCAAGCUGGUGUGUAUUUAUAUUUGUAGCUAUAUUAGUCACCAUUGUUACAUACACCUUCAAAGCCAAGUCAGUACGAGGCGGCCGUUGCUCAGGCUUAGUGCCCUGGGAAAAGUUUCCAGAGGCCAUUGAAUUUGAAAGGAAUAUUAAUAUUACUCUAGAUGGUCGAACAUCCAGUGGCCAACUUACGAUUAUUCCAGUUGAAUCUGGAGGAAGAAUAAAGGGCACUAUCGAGGUUACACCUGACCUUCAGGAGAAUAUAUCCCUUGACAUUGACGGCAAUAGCAGUAUAACCACAGUAUUGCUCAAGACACCCAAGUGGGCGCAUAACUGUAUCCGUAUUAGUAUGGAUGUAUAUUUGCCUUAUGAUACCCGAGAAGUCUUUAUUACGUUUAAUAAUGUGGAUGUAAAAGUAGAGCCAUUAGUGAAGGACUUACAGAAAUUACACAUCAAGAACGCCAAUGGAGACAUCACAUUAAAUAACUGGACCGGAAAGACUUUGCAAAUUAAUAAUGCAAAUGGAAUUAUAUCUGUUACAGAGCAGCUGAGAGGAGAUGAUCUCAUCUCUAUCAAAAAUAAAAAUGGUCCGAUUGACUUGAUGGACGUGGAAACCAAAGGAAAUGCGUAUCUUACAACCUCGAAUAGUCGCAUACAAGUGCUAGGAUCACUUCAAGUGGAUGAUCAAGUUCAAAUUCAAUCAGCUAAUGGCCCCGUUCAGUUAUCAGGGCGCGUUGCAUCAAACAGGUUCAAUGUUGAAACAGCCAAUGGAAACAUUCAAGUGUUGGAUGAAAUAGUGGCCAAAGAACAAGUCAUUCUUCGAACCUCAAAUGGGCACAUUGUGGCGAAUAUUGCUGGUGAAAAGAACAAUAAUGUGUUUAUAGCAUCCAGCAACGGUUGGAUUGAUUUACAUAUGACCAAUGAAUUUGAAGGCAAGUUUGCAUUCACCACAUCUGGUUCAGGCAAGAUUCAUGUAGCGCAAGAUGAACAAGUACAUUAUGUGGAAAAUAAUAACUAUAUCAAGCGAGGCUAUCGGCAUAAAUCGGAUGAUAAGGGUGAUCUUACAGUAAUGACUAGUAAUGGAGGCAUUAAAGUCGCGUUUGACAUUGACUCGACUUCUAAUGAAUAA
Messenger RNA from Rhizopus microsporus ATCC 52813, 1383 nucleotides. RefSeq lists its product as uncharacterized. The coding region runs from base 1 to 1383 and encodes 460 amino acids. Lineage: Eukaryota; Fungi; Mucoromycota; Mucoromycetes; Mucorales; Rhizopodaceae. The transcript is spliced from 3 exons. The record is from RefSeq and is a predicted model, not a curated record.